AUGGCAGUCAACAGAUUACGAACGGCGCUGGGGACGCCGCGGAAAGGCGAGACGCACGAGCUGCGCGCCGGUCUGGUGUCGCAGUAUGCGUACGAGCGCAAAGACUCCAUCCAAAAGACCAUCAUGGCCAUGACGCUAGGCAAGGACGUGUCGGUGCUGUUUCCCGAUGUGCUCAAGAACAUCGCCACCCCCGACCUCGACCAGAAGAAGCUCGUGUACCUCUACCUCAUGAACUACGCCAAGUCGCAUCCCGACCUUUGCAUCCUCGCCGUGAAUACUUUUGUGCAAGACUCCGAGGACCCGAACCCCCUCAUUCGCGCCCUUGCCAUCCGCACCAUGGGCUGUAUCCGGGUUGAAAAGAUGAUUGAUUACAUGGAAGAGCCGCUGCGGAAAACGCUGAAGGACGAGUCGCCGUACGUCCGGAAGACGGCGGCGUUAUGCGUCGCUAAGCUCUUUGAUCUCAACCCGGCUUUGUGUAUCGAGAAUGGGUUCUUGGAGACUUUGCAAGAGAUGGUGGGCGAUUCGAAUCCGAUGGUCGCGGCCAACUCCGUCACCGCGCUCGCCGAAAUUCACGAAGUGGCCCCUGAGACACGCGCUCUCGUCGUGACGAGUCAGAUGUUGAAGAAGAUGCUUCUGGCUAUGAACGAAUGCACGGAAUGGGGCCGGAUCACCGUCCUCAAGACUCUCGCAGACUACCGAGCGUUGGAUACCAAGGAAGCCGAGAACAUCUGCGAGCGGGUGAGUCCGCAAUUCCAGCACGUCAAUCCCGCCGUUGUCCUGGCCGCCGUCAAGACAGUCUUCCUGCACAUGCAGCACAUCGAGAGUCAACAACUUCGCGCCACAUAUCUGAAGAAGAUGGCCCCGCCUCUCGUCACGCUCGUCUCCUCGCAGCCCGAAGUUCAAUACGUCGCCCUCCGCAAUAUCGACCUGCUCCUGCAGAAAGAACCCGGCAUUCUCGAAAAGGAGAUGCGAGUUUUUUUCUGCAAAUACAACGACCCUCCCUACCUCAAACUCACCAAGCUGGAAAUCAUGGUGCGGAUAGCAAACUCCAACAACGUCGACCAAUUGCUAGCCGAGCUUAAGGAGUACGCCAUGGAAGUCGACAUGGAUUUUGUGCGGAAGGCGGUGCGAGCCAUUGGCCAAGUGGCCAUUAAGAUUGAAGAGUGUGCCGAGAGGGCGGUCAAUGUGCUCCUCGAGUUGAUCAACACCAAAGUGGGGUAUGUCGUGCAAGAGGUCAUUGUGGUCAUCAAGGACAUCUUCCGGAAGUAUCCUGGCUACGAAGGCAUCAUUCCCACAUUAUGCUCGUGUAUCGACGAUUUGGACGAACCGAAUGCGCGAGGCAGUCUGAUUUGGAUUGUUGGGGAGUAUGCGGAGAAGAUUUCCAACGCCAACGAGAUCUUGACCGGUUUCGUGGAGGGAUUCAACGAGGAAUUCACCCAGACACAACUCCAAAUCCUCACAGCAGUCGUCAAGCUCUUCCUCAAGAAACCCGACGAAUCGCAAAGCCUGGUCCAAAGAGUGCUCCAAGCCGCCACGGCUGAAAACGACAACCCCGACAUCCGCGACCGCGCAUACGUCUACUGGCGCCUGCUCUCCUCCGACCCGCAAAUCGCAAAGAACAUCGUCCUCUCCGCCCGCCCGCAAAUCACCUCCACCAUCCCGGUCCUCCCCGCCCCGCUCCUCAAUACCCUCCUCCCCAACCUCUCCACCCUGGCCUCUGUCUACCACAAGCCGCCGCAAACCUUCCUCGGCGACGGCCGGAGCUCCGCCCUGCAAGCCGAAGCCCUCGAAGAAGCGAGGGAGAACGCGCGCGAGAAUCCCAUCGCCGCCGCGGCCGUCACGGCUGCUAUUGCGGGCGGCAGCGCGCCGCAGCAAGCCCAGAGCAAUGCGGAGAACCUCCUCGAUAUCGAUUUUGACGGCUCGGCGCCUGCUUCGAUGCAGAAGGCGCCAGGGCCGGGGGCGUCGGGGUUGGAGGGGCUGGCGGGCACGCCGCAGCGGGUUGCGUCGCCGCAGGUGGGAAGUGGAGGGGGGAUGGACGAUUUGGCGGGGAUGUUUGGUGAUGCUGGUGGCAGUGGGGUGAAUGGUGGUGGGAGUGCGGACGAUAUGAUAAAUGGGUUUGCUGGUUUGGGGGUGAAUGGUGGGCAGCAGGGGAGCGCGACGGGUGGGGAGAAGAAGACGAAUGAGGAUUUGCUGGGGUUGUUUUGA
Molecule: messenger RNA, 2205 nt
Organism: Neohortaea acidophila
Lineage: Eukaryota; Fungi; Ascomycota; Dothideomycetes; Mycosphaerellales; Teratosphaeriaceae
Product: adaptin N terminal region-domain-containing protein
Exons: 2
Coding region: 1-2205 (734 amino acids)
Biological process (GO): intracellular protein transport; vesicle-mediated transport
Cellular component (GO): membrane coat
Molecular function (GO): clathrin binding
Source: RefSeq, a predicted model, not a curated record